CCCGUCACUGAUUCAGUUAAAUAUUGAUCUUGAUUUGGACUGCAGCUGUCUUCCCUCAUCAUCUGCUGCGCGAGAAUGGUGGACUUUGGAGAGGUUCUGAAAAGCGUCGGAGAGUUCGGCUUCUUCCAAAAGCUGAUCACUCUUGGGUUAGCUGUGCCGCAUUUCUUAAUGGGAACUUUCCUUUGUAGUUUCCUUUUUGUUGAGACAGAUCCAGAUCGACGCUGUAACACAGACUGGAUCCUCAGUGCCGGUCCUAAUCUGACCACGGAGGAGCAGCUGAACCUGACUCUGCCUCGGGAGGAGGACGGGAGCUUCAGCAGGUGUCUGAUGUUCGUCCCUGUGGACUGGGACAUCGAUGCCAUCAGGGAGAAUGGACUCAAUGAAACCACCAGGUGUCUGAAUGGAUGGGUGUAUGGAAACAUGCUGUAUGAAACCACCAUAGUCACUGAUUUCGAUCUGGUCUGUGGGAAGUCUAACAUGGCUGAAGUUGUGCAGACGGUCUUCAUGACAGGUUUACUCAUCGGCUCACUGGUGUUUGGACCUGUAGCUGAAUCGUUCGGCCGCAAGAGAACCACACUGUUACCAGCUGCCCUCAUGGGGAUAUUUGCCGUAGUAGUUGGUGUGUCUCCGAACUUCUACAUUUACUUAGUGGCUCAGUUCAUAGCUGCGGCUGCAAUUGGAGGAUACAGGAUGAACUCCACUGUGUUAGCCACAGAGUGGAUUGGUGUCUCCAAAAGGUCUAUUGCCAGCUGUGUGAACCAGAUAUUUCAAUGUCUGGGACAGAGCGCCAUGGCCUGUCUGGUCUAUGCUGUUCGUGACUGGAGAAAAGUGCAGUAUAUCCUGGCAGGAGCAGAGGCCUGUGUGUUGUUGUACAUGUGGUGGAUUCCUGAAUCUGCCAGGUGGCUGCUGGGACAGGGAAGAACUGAAGAAGCUAAAAAGUUGAUGUAUGAAGUUGCAGCAAUCAAUAAAAAGGAAAUCCCAGAGAAUCUGAUGGAUGAGGUAGAAGGGGAACAAAAAGUCCAAAAUGGAGGAAUCAAAGAAAUUUUCAAGUCUGCAGUCCUGACCAAACGUUUAUUCAUUAUAUCUUUUGUCUGGUGCUGUGUGAAUCUUGGAUACUGCUCCCUUAUCCUGAAUGUGGGUAAAUUCGGUCUGAGCAUCUUCCUGGUUCAGUUAGUCUUUGGGAUCUCUGAGAUGCCUGCACAUCUUCUCUGCAUCUUGUUUCUGGAGCUCUUGGGGCGGAAGAAGUCCCUGAUAUCCACACUUCUGGCAGGUGGUUUCGUUUGCCUCUUAACCCUGGCUUUCUCUGAAGACAAUGCCGUGGUGAUCACAAUCCUUGUAACCACAGGGAAGUUCUUCCUGAACUGGGCGUUUUCAGUAUGUAUGGUCUACAUUCAGGAGAUGUUUCCCACUUCUGUCAGGCAAACGGCAGUUGGUCUGGCCGCCAUAGCUUAUAGAGUGACGGGGCUGCUGUCUCCGCCGCUCAACAUGUUGGCCGUCUACCACUGGUCAAUACCCACCGUAGUCUUCGGCGUCCUGACAGUGUUCAGCGGAAUUUUCAGCUGUCUGCUUCCUGAGACCAGGAAAAAAGAGCUUCCUGAUUCAACGAGUGAUAUCAACGGGAUGGGGCCCAACAAGGCAACAGGAAGCCAGUUCAACAUGACGAAGAACAGCAGUAAUAAAUCCACCAGACUCUAGUGGGAACACUGUCGUUUACAGAUGUUUUUGUUGGGAUUAACUUUAGCUAUAUACUAGUAAGUAAAAUAACUAGUUGUACCUUCA
Acanthochromis polyacanthus (spiny chromis) is the source of this 1779-nucleotide messenger RNA. RefSeq names its product solute carrier family 22 member 13-like. Gene Ontology annotation, cellular component: membrane. The transcript has 10 exons. The record is from RefSeq and is a predicted model, not a curated record. Gene Ontology annotation, biological process: transmembrane transport. Gene Ontology annotation, molecular function: transmembrane transporter activity. Lineage: Eukaryota; Metazoa; Chordata; Actinopteri; Pomacentridae. The coding region runs from base 76 to 1695 and encodes 539 amino acids.